This is a messenger RNA of Peronospora matthiolae, 117 nucleotides long. Lineage: Eukaryota; Oomycota; Peronosporomycetes; Peronosporales; Peronosporaceae. The record is from the annotation of a GenBank genome assembly.
AUGGAUCUGCUGGAUGGAUUCUAUCAGAUCCUCACGCGUGAACGGGACAUCCCGUACACAGCAGUGAGCACCCUCAGUGGUAUGCUCUGGGAGUGGCUAGUGAUGUCACAGGGAUAA